GAGGCGGCGCCAAGGACGUGCAGAGCCCUGCAGCUCCUCAAGACGCCCGGCGACUGCCAGACGCAGAGUCGCCUUGCGGUCUGCGUCCGUGCUGCUCUUCGCCGGGCACACCACCACUAGACGUGCGCAUGUCUUGCGGACGCCGGGCGCCGGGCCGCGAGGUAUAAAGAGAGCCACACCGAGCCUGCGACGAUGCAGCCACCACUCAAGCUCUUUACGAUGCAGCUCUGCACACUCCUGACCCUGGUCGUGAGCCUCGUGGCCGCCGCACAGCUGCCGCUGGUGCAGGCGCAGCGCAUCGGCGAUGUCGACGGCGACCGGGCGCUGCACGCUGGCCUGCCGCCGCACAUCUUCCAGCAGAUGGGCCAGUACAGCCCGCGCUACCUCGUCGGCCAUGACAGCCAGAUGGCGCCGCCCGGCUGCAAGGUCGACGUCGUCAGCACCCUCGAGCGCCACGGCGCCCGGCACUUCACCGACGGCGCGCUCAAGCGUGCAAAGGCGACCGUCACCAAGCUGCAGGCGUCGCUCAAGACGGCCCAGCGUGUGCCGCCCGAGAUGGCCUUCAUCCUCGACGCCCAGCUGCAGAAGGAGACGUCGUCGCUCGUGCCCUACGGCGCGCUGCAGGCCUGGUAUUCGGGCAAGACGGCCGCCGCCACGUACCCCGAGCUCGCACGCAGCACGCCCUUCGUUCGCGGCUCCGGCGACGUCGCCAGCGGCAACGACCGCGUGAUCCUCACGGCGCGCUACUGGCGCCUCGGCUUUGAGGGACACCCGUUCCCGACAGGCAACAUUUCCACUUCGGACCAGGUGCGCAACGCGCCGAACCUGCCGCAGACAGACCUCGACAUCUCCGAGCUCCCCGGCAAGAACAACACGCUCGACGUGAGCACGUGCACGGCGGAGAACAACCUCCCGGCCAGCCAAGGCGAGGACGGCGCGCAGGCGCGCUACGGCAACUCGACGGUGCUCCCGACGAUUGGCGCACGCCUGCAAGAGGUGCUGCAGCGGGCGGGCGCCGGCGCCGUGAACCUCACGUACACAGACGUGCUGAACAUCGGCAAUCUGUGCUCGUUCGAGACGCUCGGCCGCGCCAGCGUCGUCGACGGCCAGCUGCGCCUCGACGGCGGGCGCAUCAGUCCGUGGUGCGGCAUCUUCCGCGACAACGAGUGGAGCAUCUACGGCUACGCCAACGACGCCGGCAAGUACUACGGCGCCGGCUACGGCAACCCGUUCUUCAAGGCCCUCGGCGAGGGCUGGAUCCGCGAGCUGUUUGCGCGCUUCGAGUCACGUCUGCCAGCGCCGGGCGCCAGCCUGAACUCGACGCUCGACGGCUCGUCCGCGACCUUCCCGGUGCCGGACCACACGCGCGUGUUCUUCGACGGCACGCACGACAACAACAUCGGUCCGAUUGCCGCCGCCUUUGGCCUCUUUGACGGGCCAAAGCUCUCGACGGACUUCCACGCCGAGCGUGCUCCGCACCGCUGGGUCUUCUCGCAGAUCGGCCCGCUGCAGGGCAAGAUCACCUUUGAGAAGCUCUCGUGCGCCGGCAGCCGCUCGCCGUACCUCCGCGUGCGCGCCAACGGCGCCGUGCAGAGCCCGCGCGGCGCCUCGUGGUGCCCGCGUCCGGACGCACGCGCCGCUCAGGGCCUCUGUGCCGUCGACGUCGUCCACAAGGCGCUCGCAUUCGUAAACUCAAACGAGGAGUGGGCCAAGUGCGACGCAUGAAAUGACGUUGCCUGCCAUCAGGCCGCGGCAGCUUGGAGCAGGGCAGCCACGCGCUCGUCGAUGUCGGCCGCCAUGUCGUAGCGGUUCAUCUCGGCAACCGUGAGCUUGUCCUUGCGGCCCGCAGGCUCGUUGGGCGCCAGGCUGCUGAAGCCGAUGCGCUCGUUGAGGUCCUCCAGGCUGACGAUGGGGUGAGCAAGGCGUGUUGAACGGGCCGCGCCUGCACUCACGCGCGAGCACUGGCAUCCUGAACUUUAGUGGCGCGAGGCUUGCGCACCUGCUCGUACAGCGCGAGGCCCUUGACAAUGUCAGUCGUGAGGCCGGCUUCGGCGUGCUUGCGCGAGAAGAUGAGGCCGAGCGCCGCGGCGUCCUCAAGUGCCUGGCACGC
This is a messenger RNA of Tilletiopsis washingtonensis, 2110 nucleotides long. Its product is annotated as phosphoglycerate mutase-like protein. Lineage: Eukaryota; Fungi; Basidiomycota; Exobasidiomycetes; Entylomatales. The record is from RefSeq and is a predicted model, not a curated record. Gene Ontology annotation, molecular function: acid phosphatase activity. The transcript is spliced from 4 exons. Bases 193 to 1725 code for a protein of 510 amino acids.